Molecule: messenger RNA, 2013 nt
Organism: Hibiscus syriacus
Lineage: Eukaryota; Viridiplantae; Streptophyta; Magnoliopsida; Malvales; Malvaceae
Product: BEL1-like homeodomain protein 11
Exons: 4
Coding region: 495-1874 (459 amino acids)
Biological process (GO): regulation of transcription by RNA polymerase II
Molecular function (GO): DNA-binding transcription factor activity, RNA polymerase II-specific; RNA polymerase II cis-regulatory region sequence-specific DNA binding
Source: RefSeq, a predicted model, not a curated record
UUUCAGUAAUACAAUUCCUUCACUUCAUUCCAUCCUUGCUUUUACUGCAUUUCCCCCCUCCCUCUCUCCUGCUUUGCUUUUCAAGGAAAUUAAGGAGCUACCCUGGCUGUUAUCUUGCUUACGGCAAGUGAUUCUUCUGAUCGCAUGGCUUGUAGCGUUUUAGAUCUCAGUCAGUACAGAUUUUUCCAUUUCAGCUCUGUAACCCAUUACUUCAGGUGACCCUGUGUUUAAUGCCGGCCAACUUUUAUAUUUGUUGUUUGUCAUCUGUUGAUGAAUAUAUUCACCUCGUUUCAAGCUGAGUCUUAUCAUGACCCGCUUUUAAUACUUUUCACGUGGAACGGUAGUUUGCCUUUUCUUUUACUUUCCGUAUGUUUAUGUAUGGCUCAAUAAUUUUAGUUCACUCGGUGACUCACUGCUCUUCUCCUCGCGUUUGAAUGCCGAUCAACCAGGCGAUUUAGCAACUUUCAAAACCUUAGGCUUCCAUUUCUGUCACUAUGGUUUCCCGAGAUUCACCUCCAAAUCCAACUUCCAGCUUGCUACACCAUUUUAUCGUCUCGGAUUCUAUCAACGGCCAAAACCAAUUGGGAGACCAACAUUUUGAUGCUUAUGGCUCCGCUUUGAGAAGCAACCACGACACAUUUCCUCAGUCCCUGGGUUUAUUGCCCAGCAUUCAUUCUCUCGGCGAAAGAAUGUCCAGAUCAAUGGAUCUCCUUCCAGCUCCCAUUGUAACGAAGGAAUCGGAGAUUAGCCAGACAAGACACCUGAUGGACCUUCUUGGAGCAGCUAACGAGACCAACCAUCAAACUCAAAGGCUCUCACUGCCUCUGGUUUCUCACAUGCUUGGUCCGUCCUUAAAUUUUGGUAUUGCAAGUUCUAGUUACUUGCUUUCGGAGGCAGAAGACAGAGAAGUUUGCAAUCCUGGAGUGGGGACUGCAAGGGGUAAUGAUUACUCUUUCACUGCUAACACAUUUGCUUCGGCUUCCACCUCACUGCACCGGCCUCUUGCGACUACUUAUGGGUCAGAAUCUUUUGCCACUGCUAUUGUGAAUUCCAGGUAUCUAAUGCCCACUGAGUCCCUUCUAGAUGAAGUUGUCAAUAUUGGUGGCAAAAAUGUCGAUGAGAAUUUCUUUAGGAAGUUAUAUAAAGGUGACAAGGGAGAGAGUUCAAGAAUUUCCUCUGAAUUAAAGGCAGAAUUCUGCAGUAAUGAGAUACAGCUGCCUGAAAAGCACGAGCUCCGAGUUGGGCUCGCAAAGCUAAUUGGAUUACUGGAGGAGGUUGAACUCAGGUACGAGAAAUACUACCAGCAAAUGAGAGAAGUGGUUUCAUCGUUUGAAUCCAUAGCUGGUUUAGGAGCAGCAAAGUCGUAUACUGCUUUGGCACUGCAAGCAAUGUCCAGGCAUUUUGGCAAUCUAAGGGAUGCCAUAGUAUCCCAAAUAAAUGUCACCAGAAGAAAGUUUCUGCAUGAUUUACCCAGAACCAACGCGGGGUUAUCGCAACAUAGCUUGUUCGAUAGAGAUUCAAGGCAGAAUCGACAGUCUCUUCAACAACUUGGAAUUAUCACUGGCCAAAGGCAAGCUUGGAGGCCCAUUAGAGGAUUGCCAGAAACCUCAGUAGCAAUCCUUCGGUCUUGGCUUUUCGAACACUUCCUUCACCCGUAUCCAACAGACUCAGAGAAGCUAAUGUUGGCAUCACAGACAGGCCUGACCAAGAAUCAAAUAUCAAACUGGUUUAUAAAUGCUCGAGUUCGACUAUGGAAGCCUAUGAUAGAAGAAAUGUACAGAGAGGAGAUUGCAGACUCUUCUCAAGACUCCGAUUCUUCAUUUGCCAACAGUUCCAUUAUCAGGGAAGCAACAACUGAUCAAGCGGAGGACUGAAGCAAUAGCAAGCAUCAAUUUAGACUGAAUGACUUUGUAACCUGAAUUCUUAGACUAUAAUCUGAUCGUUCACAAAUGAUCAGUGAAACUCAUUAGACUCGAAAUACAGUUUUUGAAGCCUAAUGGUGGAACUUAGUUU